This is a messenger RNA of Zymoseptoria tritici IPO323, 912 nucleotides long. RefSeq lists its product as uncharacterized. Bases 1 to 912 code for a protein of 303 amino acids. The transcript has a single exon. NCBI's taxonomy places the organism in Eukaryota, Fungi, Ascomycota, Dothideomycetes, Mycosphaerellales, Mycosphaerellaceae. The record is from RefSeq and is a predicted model, not a curated record.
AUGUCUACCAACAACAACCGAUCUCUCCUCCUCGACGGCGAUGCGCAGCUCAUCACGUACCUUCUCUUCACCAAGUUUCCGACCCUCCAGGCUCCGCAGCGACGCAGCCUCUUCAACGAUCUCUUCGCCACUGAACUCGCCGCCAUUCCUUACAACGAGCCCGCCAACAUCCACGCUCGCCUGGAAGAGCAGUUCAUCUUCCUCGACAUUGGCGGCAGCGAUGACGCCGUGUGGGACGGCAUAUACCUCAACAACACUCACAUCGAGAUGUGCAAGCGUGACGAUUGGAUCACGAGAAUCAGAGAGGCUGCGCACAUCCGCGGCAUUGAGAUUCCUGAGGACAACGGCCAUCACGACUGCGAAGACGCGACGUGCUACAUGAAUGACCACGAGGCUUCUGCAACGCGUCAAUACACGCCACCCUUCCAGCAACGCGAGCGUCGGGCGCGUGAGGAGAAGGAGGCAAACGACAGGGAGUUUGAGGGAGACAGUCGCCUCGUCCUGCACCUCCUCUUCACGCACUACACCGACCUGACCAACCCCGAACGCCGCAGUAUCUUCAACAAGGUGUUCGCGAACGAGCACCUUGCGAGGGAUAUGGAGUACGGAGUGGAGCAUGUGCAAGAUUUGGUGAACAUGUACGAUCAGCGUCUCGACGAUCCGGAAGACUUCGUAUGGAAAGCGAUACUGCGGGAGGAUCAGACAGAGUACCAGCUUCGCAACCGCGAUCGCUGGACUGGUUUGCUGAAGAUUCGUGCGGAAGAGGAGGGCAUCGAGUUGCCGGACAGUGGUGAUGAGGAUAGCGAUUGGGAUGGGGAGGAUGAGGAGGAGAUGGCCAUCAAGAAUGACACCGAGGACUACCGCACUGAGAUGGCGGACUUCAUCGAGAGGCGCACGAGAGCCGACCCAUGA